Messenger RNA from Blastocystis hominis, 868 nucleotides. RefSeq lists its product as hypothetical. Gene Ontology annotation, molecular function: tRNA binding. Bases 164 to 868 code for a protein of 234 amino acids. The transcript has 4 exons. Lineage: Eukaryota; Bigyra; Opalinata; Blastocystidae. The record is from RefSeq and is a predicted model, not a curated record.
CUCCGUGCUGAAAACGAAGCACUGAAGGUCAUGCUUCAGAAAUACGAGUAUCGCGUUAACCACCUUAUUCGUUCUCUGGAAGAGGAAGAGAAGAAAAUGGAAACGGUUGACAGAUUGCAGUACCGUAUUAAUCACCUUAUUCGAUCCCUUAACGAGGCCGAGAAUGGAACGUAAGGAGUUCUCUCCAUUCCUUCUAAUGUGUUUAGUACCGCCCGCUAUUGAGGAGGCGGAUCCUUUCUGGAGCCUUAACUUGGUUGUUGGACGCAUUGUGUCCGCGCACAAACAUCCCAAGGCAAACAAACUGAUUUGUGAGGUGAUUGACUGCGGAGAAUUCGGUCAGGAGCGUCGAAUCGUCUCUGGUUUGUAUCCCCAUUACCAACCUGAGGAAUUGGAGGGCAAGCGUGUGAUCAUUUUCGCCAAUCUGAAAGAAGCACUUCUCCUCGAGUCUCCUAGCCAUGGCAUGGUUCUCUGUGCUUGCAGUGCAGACCAUUCUCACGUCGAAGUACGUGGAGUGUUCUCUACUGAAAUGGAUUACAUAGAUGAAGCAAUAAAGGAGAUGCACCUUCCUUCUCGAGUUACGAUUUCAAAGUUAUCAUCGUAUGGUAACUCGUUCCGGAUCAAUGCGCUACGCAACCUAGCACUUUCAAAAGCAUCAACCACUCAUGUUUUCAUAGCGGAUGCUGAUAUUUUGCCUGCAUGUACACAGAAUGAGUCCAACUUUGACUUUACAGAUAAUCUUCGCGACACAUUUUUGUCUUUACCGUUUCAUCUUUUACAAGACUCAGCCCAGGCAUUUAUUGUGCCCUUAUUUGACGUUCCUUUCAAAUCAAUUCCCUGUAAAACUUGGGUCUCCUGCAUUCAACCGUAA